Messenger RNA from Cladophialophora psammophila CBS 110553, 3159 nucleotides. RefSeq lists its product as uncharacterized. The record is from RefSeq and is a predicted model, not a curated record. The coding region runs from base 1 to 3159 and encodes 1052 amino acids. The transcript has 7 exons. NCBI's taxonomy places the organism in Eukaryota, Fungi, Ascomycota, Eurotiomycetes, Chaetothyriales, Herpotrichiellaceae.
AUGGGCUGCCGCGAUGUCGAUGAAGUGUGGGCCCAAGCGGAAGCCAACGGCUACAGCCCAGGAGCGCAUGCAGAGCAAGAUCAGGUCCGUGGAAAAGGAAAGCACGUGAAGAAGACGAUUCGGAACCAUGAUGGGACACUCAACCGCUACGUGUUAUGGCAGCUAGGCAAGUCGCGGCGAGACGCCGCCACACGUGGCGCCCCCGCUCCCACCGAAGCAGAAAUCAGACAGAAGUACCUUGGAGAGGGCGUUGAGGCUCCCGACUUGUUGACGGUCAAAGAUUUCGCACGGUUCUACAUCGCCACGAGCCAGCCCAGGAUCGUGGAGGUCCCGACGGUGGAUGCAAUCAAUGGCAUAUUGGAGUUUUUCUUCGCGGGCUUCACUCGCGUCACAGGGACCGAGACGAAGGAUGAGGACAGAAGCGAAGUGUACAAUUGGGUGCGGAAGACCCUGACAGCCGAAGGUGUAGUGGUCAAGGCACAUUUGCCAAAGCACAACUUCACCGCCCGCGAUCUCACCCGCCUCCUCGUAACGCUCUGGACGAAGGACGAUCUGAUCUUCAUCCACGAGCGGUAUCGGAUCCAGUUCACGCUCAUCACCUGCGUCUACUGUUGGACCGGAGCUCGGCUCGGUGCCUUCUUUACGGGCGGCCUUCGAUACGAGGACAUCACCCUUGUGUUGCAGCGCACCGACGAGUUCGGGAGAUGGCGAUUCAUCUAUCGGCUCGACCAGAGAUGGGUGAAAAAUAACCGCGACCCUGAGAACAUCGUAUUCGGUACCGCGGGUAAAGAGCACGACAUAUUUAUUUAUAACGAAGCGGCUUUCUUUGCGAUCUUGGCCAUCACCGACGGUGCUCUCUUUGGGAUCAGUUCUGUCGAAGACUUAAGGGACCGGAAAAUCGCCCACGGUAAAGAUGAGGUCAUUUUGGAAUUCAACGACUCCGCUCUGAGUCAACCCAUCUUGCGGAAAUGUACCAAGAAUGGUGGAGUUACAAACGAGCCUAUGCCCAGGUCCGCGUACGAAGACAUCUUCCGGAGCACCCUGCAGAACGCGAAUUAUUUUUGUGCGGCGUCGAUGCACGCUAUCCGCCGAGCACUGGGCAAGGAAGUCGACAAGGAUUACACGCCCGUCCAGCGCUCGCAGCACCUCAUACAGGCUGACCGGGAGGUGUUCGGCGCCUAUUACAUGGCGAAUUGUUCAUCUGUCGAUGGUCAGGGUGCUUUUCUGCGGCAGCCCAAAGAUCACAGACAUAUCGAUUACUUCCAGAGUCUUGAAAAGUUCCACGAACCGGGUCUGCCGUGUAGCCUUCCAAGCCGUGAAGAGAAAAACUUGGAAGACGAUGCGCGUCUCCUCGAGCUGAAAGGCACAGUGGACAGACUCGAGCGCGAGGAAGGGAAGAAGGCCCUCGCCGUGAAGAAGGCCAAAAAGGACCUAGAGCUCUACCGCAAGAAACAGAGGAGGAUCGCCCUCCGCCGGUAUCAAAAGCAAUGGGUCCGGGAUCGCCGGAGAUGGCAGAUCCUCAGCCGGGGUAAGGAGCGGCCGAGUGACGUCCCUAAGACUGACCUUGUCGAGAGCCUGUGCCUCUUGAUCCCCGAAAGAGGCCGUCUCGCUCAUGUGAUUGCUCAAGAGGAACCCUUGUCGCGGGACUCGAUGUGGUAUGCCAUGCUCGAUCUGCAUUCGUUGUGCACUCGUGACCUCACCGUCCUCUACCUUGCGGGACUCGAGCCACGGGACGGUAAUUGCCCUAUGGAACGCUGUCGAGAGCCAUUGAAUUACCUCCCCAAGCACCGGCGCAAUCAACAUAUUCUCCUCUGCGUCCGUCAGGCAAUGGCGAGCAAACUCGAUCUCGGAGAGUUGGAUAUUCAUUACUGCCACUUGUGCUUCGAAUGGGUCAUCGGAGACGACUGGGAACCGCACUGCCAGACCCACAUUAAUGCGCUCAGCUCCAAACGGUGCGGUACCAUCACGUACUGCCACACGCUCGUUCGUCCUGGGUAUUCACCAUUCCGUCUGGGAAGCGUGGGCUCACCGGCGGCCUAUCGACUACAGUCAUGGACACGUGAUCACCAUCUGUGGGGGCACGUGAACGACUGCACGGAGGGGUGUCAGUGGCCGAUUAUCUGUCCGCACCCGCUGUGUCAGAAUGUGUCGCUGGAGGAUGACAGUGCCCUGUAUUUUCACUUCGUGGACGACCACUACUUUAGCCGCACCCGUCCCGUGCGAAAGGCUGACGAAGGGCAUCCGAAAUCUUGCCCUGGAGAUCCAUCUCUCGACCGGGAGAACGAGAUCGUUGGAUGGGCCCGUAACUGGAAGCCAUCAACGGAAGAUGGAGGUCUGAAGUGGGCCCCGCUGGAAUCCGGUCACGUCCGUGCGACCCAACGGAGAUGCUCCUUGUCUGAACCCCGACAGAAAAUGCUCUGCAACGAGACUGCUACGAUCAGCCCUCGGCUGCUGUCCAGAGUGGACCACGUUGACGACCAACCGAUUCAGCUCGAUCCCAGUUCUCCUUGCUCAUCCUCGACACACGGGCCGAGGGUGUUGGACAUGAGCGACAUCGGCUCAGAUCUCGGCUUGACCGAUAAAUUUCACGAAUGGAAUGGGCACCUGGACGAUUCUCUUUACGUGAACAACACGCGGCUUGACACCGCUGCUGAUGCGGAUAAUGACAGCGUGAUCUUCCAAUUCGUUCGCUCACUUUCACCGUCGCGCAUGUCCGCAGUGGGCGCGACCGUGGCCGACGCGACCGUGUCCGACAGCGAGAGUCCCGGUUUGGCCGUCCCAUCGCCCGUACCAUUGCCCGUGAAGCAUUUUUCAGCGCCACAGCUUGAAGGAUUGACCGACUUCCACCAAGUUCAGAGGCCUCCCGCGAGUUCGAGAGGAACCCAGAUCCGUCUCCGAGUUAAUCCUACGAAGCCCAAAAUCGUCCUGCGCCUCAGCUGUUCGACGCCGAAGCCGAAGCCGAAGCCGAAGCCGAAGGAGAAGCAGAAGCUGAAGCUGAAGGAGAGGCAGAAGCAGAAGGAAAAGCAGAAGGAGAAGCUGAAGCUGAAUGUAGGUGUGAAACGUGGUCGCAGGGGAGCUGACAAGCAGAGGGGCAAGGAGAGAGGGAAGGAGGCGGGCAAGCUGGUGGGUAAGCGGGUGAGUAGGCCGAUAGGCAAAUAG